Chilo suppressalis (striped riceborer) is the source of this 780-nucleotide messenger RNA. NCBI's taxonomy places the organism in Eukaryota, Metazoa, Arthropoda, Insecta, Lepidoptera, Crambidae. The record is from the annotation of a GenBank genome assembly.
AUGAUGAGACCACGCUGCCUCAGCCUCCGGUGCCUCCGUGACAGGGAGAUGCUGGAGAGAAUCGCGGCCGUGGCCCCUCAACUGAUGGAAAUAAGUGAAUACCUGGCACGGGCUAGGGACCCGGAACCUGCCUCGACCCUCCGCACCCCGCCGCGUCGCCGGUCGCCCUCUCCGAGGGCUUCGCCGCAGUCGAGGCGCCCCCCCUCCGCACCGGCUACGUUCUGCCAUAGGUGGCCAGACUACCGGGAGGAUUCCGAGGAGGAGGUGGGGCACGAGAGGGCCCCGUCCUGCCCUCCCUAUUCUGAGUCCCCCCUCCCGGGGGACUCUUCGCCGUCUGCGGGCCACCCGCCGUCCCGCCGUCCUGCGACGGCGCCCGCUGGAUCACGUCACCGUGUCAGGCAAGUUAUUCUGCCCGCCGAGCCGGAGGAACCCGCGGGGCCGCGCCGGGCCGCGUCGUAUUCCCCUAGUGCCGGGGCCGGAAGGCGCCCCUCACUGCUGCCUCGGUCCCCGAGCUGCUCGGCAGGGGCCCAGGGGCCAUCGAGGGCUUUGGGGACUCCGGGGGCCUCCUCCUCCUCCUCGACCUCGUCCUCGCACCCAUCAACUUCGUCGGCGGCGAGCACCUCCGGAUCCUCGGCUUCCUCGAAAUUCAACCUCGAAGUUCAAGAACAAGGUCGCGCUCCCCGCUUGGGCCUCCUCGCGCGGCUGCCCCCGCCGACCCUGCGCCGCCCCAGCCGCCGCCAUAUUGGACGUAUUCGCACGAUAGGAACAGCCGUAGAGUGA